AUUUUGCGUUACUGUUUUAUCCUGCAUGGACGAGCAGAUGUCGCGCGCUGAACGCAGAUUAUUAAAUCGAGUAUGGAACAGCCUAAUGAUUAGGGUUUGAGCCUCGGACACUCUCAGUCUUACUGAACUCAUCAUGGAGCCAAUGGUUAUUGAAGUGCAUGGAGUUCCAUCCAUUUCUUCUCAUGAUCGAAUGACUGAUCAGUUAAAGAUCCACUUCCUGAAGCGGAAAAAUUCUGGUGGAGAUGUUUUAAUGGUAAUUUACCCAACUUCCACUCCAGGCCAGGCUUAUGUCAUUUUUGAAUCUGCUGAAGUUCCCGAAGUCUUGGCAUGGAAACAUAUUUUGGAAGUAGACAACAGAUUUUAUCCAAUAGGUGUAAAGAAAGCUCAUUUGUCUGAGGUGGACAUGCCAGUCGAGACUUCUCUGGAUUUGAGUAUGUUCCCAAAGCAAGAAAAGACAGUCUCAAAGCUCCUUAAAUAUUAUGGCUUUAAUGUAAAAGAUAUCAAAUCAGGUCACGUUCAGCUUCAUGGCUCCUUCUUGAAGCUAAAGCUCUUACGCAGUAAGCUUAUGCAGCUUCAGGGUCAUGAACAUCAGUCACAUGAGAGAUCUCCAACAACUCUUCACAAUGGCUCUACUUUGGGGUACGGCAUGGAGCGUAAUAGUGUGGACCACAGAUAUGGGUCUAAGUCUGUCUCAAGGAACGAUGCUGUUAGUUGGCUUGAUAGUGCACCAUCAUCAUUAUCAUCUUUAAAUAUAUAUCCAGCAGUAUAUGAAUCCUCCAGGAUCCAUCAGAACAGUCUUUUAUCUUACACUGAAAGAAAUACAAGCAGUCCAGUGGAUGGUGUUGCUCAAAAAUAUCACGAACGACACAACCACAAUGAACUGCUUGCCCAAAGACAAAGCCCGAUUGGUGAUGGUGCAUCAUCAUCAAUAUCAGCAAAUUAUUCAUCUGAUCUCACCCUGCUACACCACACAUCUCCACUGAAUAUAGAUUUAGCCUCAAGUGGAUCCCCCAGAAGUCUACAAAGCAGUUACAGCUCGACUUUUGGAAGUACUAGCUAUGCAUCGGACACUGGUAUUACAAAAUAUACCCAACAAGAGCAACAUGUCAUUGGCAAUGCAAUGGUUACUCAUAGAGCAAGCCCCCUUGUUGAUGUUCCAUCACCAUCAAAAAACUCUACAUCCAGCCCCAACAUGCAACACCACACAAAUUCCAGGGAUUCAGCCUCAGGUGGAUCCUUUAGGAGGCGUUCAAGCUUUGAUAGAGAUACUGGGGCCAGCUCAUCUUCAAGCAGUCCCUCAUCCUCGAGUGAAGGAAAGACAAGCUUUCCGGUGGACACAGAAAUCAUAGACUUUAUACUCACCCAAGAGCCAGAUGUUGUUAAGAGGAUUCAGAAUGCCUGUGGUACUGAGAUGAGCUUAAAAUACGAUGCUGGGUUUACAAUGGUCACAUUUUUGGGAAAGAACAGUGAGGAAGCUAAAGCAUAUCUUCUGGAAACUAUUAAAAAGAUUGGGCCUUUGUUGCGCACCCAAGUCAUUGAGCUGAAGAAAUUUGACCGUUCCGAACAAAAGAAGAUCCUUCAGAGAAUUGAGUUUAAUAAAGACUUGGGUGUUACGAUCACUCCUAGUGACGAUUGUGUAAAGAUUGUGGGGUACUCAAACUUAAGCUUUGAAGUGAUGCAAAAGAUACUGGGAAACAACGAUGACCGUGGAAGAGCCAUGGGGAGAAACUCAAAACUCAGGAGAAGCUCCUCUUUACCCCGACAGUUUAAGUCGACUCCCCAAUCCCGUAGUACAGGUCCUGAAUAUCAGGCAGGUGCCCCAAAGACAUAUUCUCCCUCACAUUAUCAAGAGAAAUCAGAUGAAGGAAAAGCUUCACAGGUUGUUCGAGGCCGGGAACAGACUCCAGACAGGAACCCCCAACACACACGCAGCAAUUCAGCAUCUCGAGACAAAAGCAAGAUAAGCAAGGAGCGGUCAAUGCAUCAAGAUGUAGAGUUAACGACACCAAAUCAAGUAAAAAAGUCUAUGGAUUUUAUAAAACUUCAUGAUUUAAAAAGCAGAAGUAUUUUCUGCAAAGGCUUCAACAUAAGGAAGAAGUAAUUACAUUUACAAUCAACUAGAUGACAGGAGUGAUUAGCCCUUAUUAUUUUUUUUUUCGGAAUAAAAUGAUGUAAAGGCGCUUAAAAUGAGCAGCUUUUAUUUUUCCUCUCUGUAGGCCUGUGAGGUAUUUUCUGUGAAUGUUGGUCUGCAAAGACCGUGUGCAAUUCUUCUGACACCUACUCUCACCAUAAAUCAUCUCUAGGUCCCUUAAUGCUGGGUUCACUUAAUCCUCACAGUAGUUAAUUUUUUUGUUGUUUAAAAACAAUAAACAACUUUGUUUUUCUGCUAAAACUUUUAGUUCAAAUUCUCAUUUAUAAGUUAAUGUAUUUUUGUUUAUUCUUUUUUCAUAUUAAAUUAAGCUUUUUGCUAUCUAAAAUGCACAAAUGCAAUAACACCUUCAUUCGCAACAUAGGGGAUGUUUUAUUUGCUAUUUAAUUUUAAAAUAAUUAUAAAACAAUGAUGAUAAAUAAUACAUUUUGACAGGUUAAUCUAAUAUGAUUUCUUCAUUAUUAAAAUGAUGUAAUUCUUAAAUUCUGUAGGAUCAUAUCUGGUGUACUUUAUUCACCAGGAUCGUUUGUAAAAUAAAUUGUAUAUGUUUUGUAAACAACAAUAGUUUUAAUUUAAUAAACAUUUAUUUACUGUAUAAAACACUGAUUUUAAUUUUCAUUC
Clarias gariepinus (North African catfish) is the source of this 2770-nucleotide messenger RNA. RefSeq lists its product as uncharacterized. The transcript is spliced from 5 exons. Bases 134 to 2101 code for a protein of 655 amino acids. NCBI's taxonomy places the organism in Eukaryota, Metazoa, Chordata, Actinopteri, Siluriformes, Clariidae. The record is from RefSeq and is a predicted model, not a curated record.